Molecule: messenger RNA, 711 nt
Organism: Aspergillus chevalieri
Lineage: Eukaryota; Fungi; Ascomycota; Eurotiomycetes; Eurotiales; Aspergillaceae
Product: MMtag domain-containing protein
Exons: 2
Coding region: 1-711 (236 amino acids)
Source: RefSeq, a predicted model, not a curated record
AUGGAUUUGGUCGCCAGUGUGCGCAAAGAAGGCAGCCGCGGCGGCCGCGGCGACUUCAAAUGGUCCGACGUCCAACAAUCUUCGCAUCGCGAAAAUUACCUAGGUCACUCGGUCAUGGCCCCGGUCGGCCGGUGGCAACAAGGAAAGGAUUUACAAUGGUACGCCCGACCAGACGAGACCGACGGGGACAGAGCCCAACGAGAGCGCGAGGAGAUCCGACGCAUCAAGGAAGCUGAGCAGGAGGCCAUGGCACGCGCAUUGGGUCUCCCUUUACCACCGAAAAGCGACGCCAACGCAAACAUGGUACCGCUUGGUGGGAAGGAGACUCAGGAAGCUAUUCAGGAUACAACGGAAGCCGUUGAACGAGAAAAGAUCAGUCGCGAAGACCACCGGAGACGAAGGACUGAGCGCAGUCGGAGUCCGGGGAGAGAGCGGAGGCACGAUCGUGGCAGUGAUAGGGAGAGGGAACGGGGGAAGGAGCGGAGAUAUCGCAGACAUCGUGAUGAUCGUGAUCGCCAUCGUCGCAGCCAUCGACGCAGAUCAAGGUCGAGGUCCGAGUCGUGGGAGAGGGGAUAUCGGAGACGCUCUCGUUCGAGGAGUCGGGACAGGCGGCGAUACGAUGAUGAGCACCAGCACAAACUACAUCGACACGAAGAUCGUGGUCACUACUCUGAACGACGGGAGAGGGAUUCAGACCGUCGCCGGCGCUGA